AUGAAGUCUUUCAUUCAACUCGUUCUAGUUGCGCUGACCGCCACCGUUGGCGCCAAGAAUCUACAGAAACGCGACCUCUCCCUAUUCCAAGCCUACUUGAGGAAUGCCACAGCUGAUUUUGUUGCGGUUGACAACGCCAUCAUUGGUGUCGCAAAUCAGCUGAAUACGACUCAGCAGUUCUUCAGGCAAGCCAUCUCCACGAUUAAAAACCAGCCGGUCCUGACUCUGGAUGAGGCGAGAACACUGCUUGUGGACUUCUACACGCUCAAGUCGGAGAUUUACAUCGCAAUGGGCCACUUGGCGGAGCGGCGAGAGGUCGUCCAGAAGUCUAGCGAAUGUCGUGCUACCAUACUUCCUCUGCUCCGCGCUUUCACUUUCGGUACCAUAUUCUUCACCUCCGUCUCGCGGAAGAUUCCGAGUGAACUCAAGCCGCUGGCCAAAAGUCUCAGCGACGAUAUGAUGGGCAAGAUCCUUGACCAGUAUAACACUCUGAGUUGCGAUGGUAAUGCGGUCUGA
Messenger RNA from Akanthomyces muscarius, 516 nucleotides. RefSeq lists its product as uncharacterized. Lineage: Eukaryota; Fungi; Ascomycota; Sordariomycetes; Hypocreales; Cordycipitaceae. Bases 1 to 516 code for a protein of 171 amino acids. The transcript has a single exon. The record is from RefSeq and is a predicted model, not a curated record.